Spirodela intermedia is the source of this 16913-nucleotide messenger RNA. The record is from the annotation of a GenBank genome assembly. NCBI's taxonomy places the organism in Eukaryota, Viridiplantae, Streptophyta, Magnoliopsida, Alismatales, Araceae.
AUGGGUAGUCGAAUCAUCUCUGGCGACUGUCACCCAGCAGAGCAGAAAAAUGGUGACUUUACAAUGGCUGUCGCCCGACGGAGAGGAGUUGGAUGGAGGUGGGGCAUGUGUCAGGGAGCUUUAUCCUUAGGUCCGCGCAACAAGAGAUGGCUCUUCAUUACAUCCGGUACACUCUCAGGAGGUGGCAACUCGUCUCCCAACGGAUCAUCCUCUUCUCGACGACAACUUGUUCGUCGAUUAAUCAGAGAUGCUUUACUCGACGGAUUUGCGAUCCUUUUAUCGUAAAUCGUUUAGUAAUUUUAGUAACAAUGCUCUACCAAUUACGUUGAUGAGAUUUUUGCUAAUGAUCUAGUGAUUCUAGUAGUUUAAUCCUUUACCGGUGAUCUGUAGGAAAGUCGUGAUAAUUAGAUAAAAAAUAUGAGUUUUGACUCUAGGAGGAUUCGAACCUACGCCAGUUACCUGCCUAUAUGAGAGAGAUUGACAUAAGUACUCUAAUGCUUUUAUCAAAUGACGUCAUCAUGAUAUAUCUCUAUUAUAAAUAAGAGAUAUUGUAGGUAUUAAAAUCAUCGAAGCCUUACUGAGGAAGGUUUGAUCGGGUUUAGUACCACAUCGCUUGUGUGCCGAAGUUUGCAAGUAAUAUUACAUUUGCAAGUAAGUCCCUUUCUCCCACGUGUACGACCACUUCUUACCCCACACCCGACUGGUCAUCAGUGACAUGAAAGGAGAGUGGCGCACACAUGCCCCUAUCGGUCCUAGCUGCUCAAGCCCUUGCUCGCGGCUCCUCCUCGAUUACGCUUUCAACUUGCUUGCAGGCCCAGUUGGCCUGCAAGUACCCCCCAUUUUGCUAUAUUUUUAUUUUUAUUUCUUUUUCUUCAUUUAUCUCAAAAGUAAGACUGUAAAAAUCAUAUAAAUUCGUAUAAAAUCACAUCAUUAGCCAAAAAUUCACGUUAAUCAACUGAAAACCACUUUUCACACUUUAACAUAAAUAUAAGUCUAUUUAUCAUGAGUUAAGGUAAAACUAUAUUAUUUACUAAUUAUUAACUCAUGAUAAUGACUUAUCAAUGACAUAUAUCAUUUACUAAGUCAUUACGGUAAUAGUUGUUGCUAAAAUGAUAAACAAGUCUAAAAAGGUCCCUAAUAAAUAGAGCAAAUACGCAUUCAAAUGCAACAAAUUUUCAAUUGAUUAUGCGCAAGUGAACCUUCGCAUUGACCAUUAAGAUUCAACCAUUGGCCUUUGGCUACUCACAUAUUCCCAUUCACUUUUUGCCGUAUGUUUGGGCAAUGAAGGGCCAAAUGUCAUGAACAAAUGAAGAAAGUUUGCCUAACACUAUCCUUGUGGCCCCAAAAGCUAAAGUUUUUCUGGUAUGUCAUAUAAACAUGUUUGGCUAGACAAAUUGAAUCCCCUAAAUGACUUGGUUGCCUAGUCAAUGAGGCAGGCUUUUAAAAACCAUGCAAUCCACUAUGGUAUACAAUUUGAUACUUUGGGAUUUCUUCUACAACAUUUUCAAAUUGAAAUGCAGAUAUAGUUUACUCUUCUCCACCAAUUCCACUUCAUUGUUUGAUUAGAAAAAUGAAGUCAACAUCAAGGAUAUAGAUGAGUUCAAGGCCUUCUUCCCACUCCGCUCCAUUUAAAAAGGAAAAUCAUGUUAAUAAAGAGUAGCAUUCGAACAUGGUUCAUUCCAUUGGCAUUGGUUACUCUAACUGAUUCAGCAACAAUCAAAUGCAUACCAUUUCAUCUGAAAAUGUAAAUUUCACAACAAAAUGACGAAAGCCUUGACCCAAAAAUUACGAAUCAACAUCACAUGAUGACCACACUGCAUUUUGGUCUUCAUGCAUAUCUAGGGGGAAAAUUCAACUCUCAAUAGUGAAUGAGACAUCCAAGUGAAAGAACCAAUGGUGCAAAUGUUGAGGCUGACCAAGUGGCCUUCCCAACCAAUCUAGCUUCUCGAGUUUGCAAGAUGGGAUAGUAGAGGCCUCGAAACAAUAAUAUGUUACCUUGAGGCAGAAAAUUCCCAAUAAAGCAUCACCCCAUAUUAUUUUUUUCUAUAAUUAAUAUAUCAUACCAAUUAUGAUUUUUUUUGAAGUUGCUCUCUCCCUUUUUCCAAUAGAUGGCAACUCCACCUCUCUCAUUGACCAUCAUAUCAUUGCCACCUUGCUCAAGUACCCUUGCUCAAGUACCCUUGCUCCCCACAUGAUGACAAUCUAUACUUACUCUGAAUAGGAUGGGGUUGAUGAUACUUUCUAAUAUUCAACUUUUUCUCUAAAUUUUCAGAGUAUUUUCUAAUGAGAUGGCCAAUAGUGUUAGAUUUUUAAUUUAUUUUUUAGGUAAUUUGAAGCAUAAUAAUAACAAAAUAAUAAUAUUCAUACAUUAAGAUCAACAUUUUUUAUUUCAUAUAAUGUUAAAGUAUGUUAUUUACCAUCUAGAUGAUUUAAUAGUGUCAAUAGGCCAACAUGUCCUACUAAUUUAUGUAAUGCCUAGAUCAAGGUUGUUCAAUAGUGGUAUCAGACUCUUGACCCACUAAAGUCCAUUAUCUCUCUCUCUCUCUCUCUCUCUCUCUCUCUCUCUCUCAUCUCUCCUCUCUCUUCUAUAAGUGUCAUGUAUUCUAUCUUGAGGGUGUAUGGAUUUCAAGACUUUUCCUUCUCGUGUCAACAUGGUAUCAAAGCCCUUGGUAUCUCUUGUUGUCCCCUCCUCUUUGGUGCAUCACUCUCCUUCUCAACAGCCUCUUCCCUCCUUGAGUGGCUCUUCAACACUACCACUCUUCCCUUUUUCGGCUUUGUCGUCUCUACCAUCGCUCUCCUUCUCCUUUCAGCAUCACCCACGUCAUUGCCAUUGCCUCUCACUAGUGCCAUUACUCUCCUCUUCUUCUUUGGCGUCUCCACUAUCGCCUCACCAUCAAGGCCCCUGAUGUGACUUAGUCGUUGUAUAUUAAAUCACGCAAAUAUUAAAUUUAUAAAACUAGAAAAUACGAAUUUUUAGAUAUUUAGAAGUAUUUUUGAACAAAUAUAUCAAUUAUAAUUCAAUAAAACUUCUAAAAAUAGUGAUAAUUUUCCAGGUCAAUCACAAGAAUGUAAUAUAAUAUCUGGUAAUUAUUCAGAAUUUUUCUCUGAGAAUAAUAUUUUAUAUAAAUUUUAUACUAAGAAAUAAAAAGGAAAUAUAUUUAAAAUUCACGAAAAAAGGAAAUAAGGGUGCAGGCGUCAGGAUGACGUCAACGCCCGGCGAACGCGAAUCGGGUGGAAACAGAGUUCCACCUGGCGAUUCUUACGUAAGCGAUUACAGACGAUUUAAUUGAUCAAAUUAAGAUCUAUAAAAGACGGAAGAAUCGUAAUGAAAUGAAGUAUAUGUUGGUAAAUUUAAAAUCAACAAAUUAUCACUAAAUGAAACAGAAAUUAAGUUGAAAGCAGGAAAACAAAGUUCCGACGUCGCGACGGCGAUGCACCGGAAUCCUGAGCGUUUGGGAGGAUCAUCGUGUAGUGUCCACGGCCUUGAAGGCUCUCUUUGGACAAAGACGACGUGGGCAAUCUCUAGAUCUUCUCGCGAAGUCUAGAGAUUAAUGAAAUGGGUCGUCGAGUCGUCUCCGGCAGCUGUCACCCAGCGGAGUGGAAAAACGGCGACUUUGCAGCUCUUCGGCGGCUGUCACCUGACGGAGAGGAGCUGGAUGGAGGUGGGGCGCGUGUCAGUGAGCUUCAUCCUCAGGUCCGCGCAGCAAGAGGAGGCUCUUCAUUGCAUCUGGUAUGCUCUCAGGAGGUGGCGACUCGUCUCUCGGCGGAUCAUUCUCUUCCCAACGACGGCUUGUUCGUCGAUCAAUCGGAGAUGAUUUACUCGAUGGAUUCACGAUCCUUUUAUCGCGAAUCGUUCAGCAAUUUUAGUAGCAAUGCUCCGCGAAUCGCAUUGACGAGAUUUUCGCCGAUGAUCCAGCGAUUCUCGUUGCUUAAUCCUUCACUGGCGAUCUGCAGAAAAGUCGCGAUAAUCAGAUAAAAAUAUAUGACUUUUGACUCUAAGAGGAUUCGAACCCGCGCCGGUUGUCCGCCCCUUCUGAGGAAGGUGUGACGCGGGUUUAGUCCCACAUCGGUUGUGCGUUGAUUUUUCGGGUAAAUCUAUAGUAAUGUUACAUUUCUAAGCAAAGUUCAUUCUCUCGUGUGUACGACCACUCAUUGCACCACAGCCGGCUGGCCACCAGUGACGUGGAAGGCGAGUGGCGCACACGUGCCCCUGUCGGUCCAAGCCGCUCGAGCCCCUACUUGCAGCUACUCCCUAACUGAGCUUCUGACCCGCUUGCGGGCCUGGCUGGCCGGCGGGUCCCCCCCUCAUUUUGUCUUAUUUUUAUUUCUUUUUCUUCAUUUAUCUCAAAAGCAAGACUAUAAGAAUCAUAUAAAUUCAUGUAAAAUCACAUAAUUACCAAAAAAUUCACAUUAAUCAACUGAAAACCACUUUUCACACUUUAACACAAAUAUAAGUCUAUUUAUCAUGAGUUAAGGCUAAAACUAUAUUAUUUACUAAUUAUUAACUCAUGAUAAUUAAGACUUAUCAGCCCCUCCUUGUUGUCAUGCCCUCUUUGUCACACCAUUGUAGGCGUCAUCGCUCUUGGGUGCCGAGGGUGUUGCUGUCACUGUCGAGGUCCCUCCUUGCCAUCAUGCCCUUGCUGUUGCACCCUUACCGUUGCUCUCUUGUUGUCGCACCCCAGCCCUCGCCAUCGCCAUUGCAGGCGCUGUUGAAGUCCAGCUGCGGCGGCUAGGGUUUCGCCCAUCUCCGAGUGAGCUAGUCAGUAGUUCUUCCAAACCGGCCCACUCAGGACUAGCCCAGCCAGACCUGCCAGCCCUGUGUAGACCCACAGGCCCAACACGGCCCAACUAGUCCAGUGUGGCCCAGCCAGCCCUAGCCAGCUCUAUCAUGCCCUGCCAGCUCUACCUACUACUCCAGAUCAGCCCAUCAGGCCUCGACCUGCUCACCUCAGCACCUGCCCUCUAGCUCAGACCCACCGGCCUCAUGGUGUCAUCUCAUCCCCCUCCGUUGCCUACCUCUGAGCCCUCUGAGCUUCUUCUGGCUAGUGUUCUCCUUUCUCCAAUAGUUCCUUCAGUUUGUCACUUCAUCACAGUACAACUUACUUGGUCGGCGUACAUCUUUGAUAAGUUUUUAUUAUCAUGAGUUAAUAAUUAGUAAAUAAUAUAGUUUUACCCUUAACUCAUGAUAAAUAGACUUAUAUUUGUGUUAAAGUGUGAAAGUAGUUUUCAGUUGAUUAACGUGAAUUUUUGACUAAUUAUGUGAUUUUAUAAGAAUUUAUAUAAUUUUUAUAGUCUUACUUUUGAGAUAAAUGAAAAAAAAGAAAUAAAAAUAAAAAUAUAGUAAAAUGGGGGGUACCCGCCAGCCAACUAGGCCCGCAAGCGGGUCGAAAGCGCAAUCGAGGAGGAGCCGCGAGCAAGGGCUUGAGUGGCUAGGACCGAUAAGGGCACGUGUGUGCCACUCUCUUUCCACAUCACCAAUGGCUAGCCAACUGUGGGGUAAGAAGUAGUCGUACACGUGGGAGAAAGAGACUUCUUUGCAAAUGUAAUAUUACUAUAUAUUUACCCAAAACUUUGGCGCACAAGUGAUGUGGGACUAAACUGACGUCACACCUUCUCCAGAAAGGCUUCGAUGAUUUUAAUACCUACAAUAUCCCUUAUUUAUAAUAGAGAUAUACCAUGAUGACGUCAUUUGAUAAAGACAUUAGAGUACUUAUGUCAAUCUCUCUCAUAUAGGCGGGCAACCAGCGCAGGUUCGAAUCCUCUCAAAGCCAAAACUCAUAUUUUUUAUUUAAUUAUCAUGACUUUCCUGCAGAUUGCCAAUGAAAGAUUAAGCUGCCAAAAUCGCUAGAUCAUUGGCAAAAAUCUCGUCAACGUAAUUGGCAGAGUAUUAUUACUAAAAUUGUUAAAUGAUUCGCGAUAAAAGGAUCGUGAAUCCAUCGAGUAAAGUAUCUCCGAUUGAUCGACGAACAAGCCGUUGUUAGGAGGAGGAUGAUCUACCGGGAGACGAGUCGCCACCUCUUGAGAGUGUAACGGAUGCAAUGAAGAGCCUCCUCUUGCUGCACGGACCUGAGGAUAAAGCUCUUUAACACGCUCCCCACCUCCAUCCAGCUCCUCUCCAUCGGGUGACAGCCGCUGGAGAGCCGCAAAGUCACCGUUUUUCUAUUCCGCCAGGUGACAGCCGCUAGAGACGAUUUGACCACCCAUUUCUUUGAUUUCUAGACUUCGCAAGGAGAUCCAGAGAUUGCCCACAUUGUCCUUGUUUAAAGAGAGCCUUUGAGGCUAUGGACACUACACGACGAUCCUCCCGAACGCUUAGGAUUCUAGUGCAUCACCGAUGCAUCGCUGCUGCGACGUCAGAACUCUGUUUUUCUACUUUUAACUUAAUUUUUGCUUUAUUUAGUGAUAAUUUGUGUGAUUUAAAUUUAUAAAGAUAUAUUUCAUUCAAUUACGAUUCUUAUACUUUUACAAAUCUUAAUUUGAUUAAUUAAAUUAUCUCUAAUCACUUACGUAAGAAUCGUCGGGCUGAACUCUAUUUCUGACUGAUUCACGUUCACCAAGCACUAACAUCAUCGUGAUGUAGACACCCUUAUUUCCCUUUCUUUGGGAAUUUUAAAUAUAUUUCAUUUUCAUUUCCUAGUGUAAACUCAUAGAAAAUAGUAUUCUUUUAGGAAAAUUCUGAAUAAUUAUCUGAUAUUAUAUUACAUUCCUGUGAUCAACUUGGAAAAUUACCACUAUUUUUGGAAGUUUUAUUGAAUUAUAAUUGAUAUAGUUUUUCAGAAAUACUUCUAAAUAUGUAAAAAAUUGUAUUUUCUAGUUUUAUAAAUUUUAAAUUUACGUGUUUUACUAUACAAUGACUAAGUCACGUCAAAUUUUGGUGCCGUUGCCAGGGAUGUAUUACAUAAUUUUUCAUAUUUUUCUAUUUUUCUCUAAGUACAUAAAAAAAACUCUUAUUUUAUUUUCUUUUUGUCAAGUUUUUUUAAAAAAAAUGAAUGAAGAGAAGCAAGGUAAGGACUGGAGCAUACUGAAGGAGGGUAACAAUUACUAAACUUUUUUCCUUAAAUUUAUUGAUUUUUUUUAUGCAUGGUAGAAGAUCCUUACAUCUAAUACUAGAAAAUCCUUUCAUUAUUUCAUUCAAAAUUAAAAAUCUAAAAGGAAAAUUAAUUUUGAUGAAUCUUGAAGGAAGUACAGGUCAAACUGAGAACAAUCCUAUAGCCAUAAAAAAUCAUUAUAUCUCUGAUUCAUUUCAAAGAGCAUCUAAUAUUAGAGUCCCAUUAACACCCACUGUUAAAUUCAAAAUAAAUAUAAGAAUUUUUCAAAUGCUCCCUAUUUUUCAUGGAUUGCCUUUAGAGGAACCUUAUCAACACUUAAAAAAUUUCAUAUGGUUUGUGAUUUAGUUAAUUUCCCUCAAGUUACACCGAAAAUUAUUAAGAUGAAAUUAUUUCUUCAUACACUUAGGGAAGAAACUAGUCAUUGGCUAUCCACAUUAGAUAGAGAAUUAAUUAACUAGAAAGACAUAGAACAUGCCUUUCUUCGAAAAUUUUAUCCUUUAGAAAAAACUCAAAAUAUGAGAAAACAUAUGGAGUUUUUCUCAAAGACUAGGAGAACUUUACAUGAGACAUGAAAAAAAUUCAAAGAUUUAUUAUGAUAAUUUUUUUAGAACAACAUAGAAACAUGGUUGAUUCUAUAUGUGGAGGAGUUUUUAUGGAGAAAACCCCUGAUCAGAUUUAUAGUCUUUAUGAGAAUUUAAGUGAAAAUUUUAGAGAUUAAGUCUCUUUUGAAUUAUAUGACAAGGAUAAGAAGAGAGGAAUUUAUGAAUUGCAUCAUGAUGAUGAUUCUAAUUUAAGAAAUGAGAUUAAUCAAAUUAAUCAAAUAUUAGAAAAACUUGAUUUACUUAUUGAGAAUAUUAGAAAGCCUCCUAACCUUCAAUUGAAUGCAUAUAGUGCUUGUCCUAUGUAUGUAUAAUGAAAAUGAUCAUUUCGAAUUUCAAUAUUAUAAUUUAGAUCAAUCAUUUCAUCCUAGAUAAAAACAAGUGCAAGUACCCCACGAUUUUAGUAAAAAUAAGAAAUAUUUUUCUAAUUCUUAUAAUCCUAAUUAGGGGAAUAAUUUUUCUUGGAGAAACUCAAAUAAUAUUCAAAAUCCAAAAACACUUACAUCCAAUUCAAAUUUUGAAUUUCAUCCAAAACAGGAAUACAUAUUUCAAAAAAAUCAACCCUCUCAAAUCCAACCUGAUGUUAUGAAAAUGAUGCAGCAAAUGAGUUAAAUGAUGUAAAAAACUAUAAAUCAAAUGAUAUUGUACUAAAAAAAAUUUAUAAAGGCUUUUGAGAAUAGGAGAGAAGAAGGACAGCUACCCAAUUAGCCCAUAGAAAAUUUAGGAAACUGUCCAAUAGUAAGAUUUCAGCAAGGAGAGUAUAGUUGGAUAAAUUUAAGAAAAAACCCACAAAAUGAAAAUAUUAGGACAAUGAAUACAUUGAGUGAGAAUAUUUUACCUGAUCUUUAUUUCCAAUUAUUAGAAGAAAUCGAUGAGCCAUUAGAAGUAAAUGAAAAUAUUAAGGCUGAAAAUAUAGUAACAGAAAAUUUGAAUAAAAUUAGUUAUUACUCACAAUUGAUGAAUGAAUAUAGUAAGGAUGAUGAGGAGAAAGAGCUCUUAUAUGAAGAAACAACAGUUGAUUAUGGAAAAAUCAUUCAAAUUUUAGUAGAAGGGAGUAAGGACAGAAGUAAAGAAAAACAUAUUUCAGUUGAGGAAAAAUCAAUUGAUUUGGGAGAUGUAGGAGACAAAAUUAAUAAAUCUAAUCAUAAAUUUGUAGCCAUGGAUGUUGAUAUUGAGGAUGAUGAUGUAUAUCAUAUAUCGAAAUUAGAAGAUAGCUCUUGGGAAGAUGAAGAAUUUGAUGAGUUGAGAAAUGAAAAGCUAGAAAAAGAGUUGAUUCAACUAAUGGGGAGAAACGAAAAUAAUAAAUAUGAAUAUAAAGAUAAUUUUAGAAGAGAAAAUUUAAAUUUUACUGAAUUCAUUAGAUAUAAGAUUAAAGAAGACAAUCUUUCCAUCCUUCAAAACCCACAGCCCAUUAGAUUUAUUUAUAAGCUUGAAAUAUUUCACUCCUCGCAAAUUGAACAAAUAUGUAGGGAAGAUAAAAUGGAGCAGAGGAAGAUUAUGCAGAUAAAAGAACACAUUAAGAAAUGAGUGCAUAGAAGAAUUAGAGAUAUCAAUUUAGAUGAAAAAAUUCUAGACUGAGUAAGAGCUAAUUUGAAAAUUAUAUGGUUUGAUCAAAUUUUAUGGUCUAUUAAUAAAAAGUAUUUAUUAAUGAAUAAGAGCCUUCCAAAACAAGAUAGAAAUGAGGAAAGAUUCUUUUCAAAAUGAAAAUAUUAUUUUUGAGAAAAUUUUAUUAAUUUCUAUUUUUUUUUGGCUGAAAGUAUGUCAAGGUAUAUAUAUGAAGUAUAUGAAUUUGUGCUAAAUCUGAAAAAGAAUAUCAUGAAACUUACCUUGGGAUACAAAUAUAUUUUGAUGGCCAUAGAUCAUCUUAUAUGAUCUAAGAGCUGUCCAACUGAAGACAUUAAAUUCAGCGCUGCAUGGAAGGCAACCCAUGAUUUUUAUUUAACUCUAUUUGAUAUAUUUUUUUAAACUCUAUUUUUCUUAAAAUUUCGUAGUAUUUAUUUCUGCAUUUGUUUGUUUUCAAAAAAGUGCAGGAGGAGAAGUGUGAGAUGAAGUGGAAAAUUAAAAACGAGGUUGAGGUGAUGUCUUUCUGAGCUUUAUCAUUUAUGACAACAUUUUUAAUGCUUCACUUGAAAAUUAUAUUUUUUGUAUAUUCUGUUUCAAUUUUUCUAUGUCAUUGAGAACAAUGUCAUUUUUAAGUUGGGAGGUGAAGUAUUAAUUCUUAAUUUAUGCUGUAGGACGAUUAAGAACAAGUGUUUGGAUUUUUUUUAUGCUCACUUAGAACACCGACUAAAAAAAAUAAAAAUCGAAUAAACUACAACAUCUAUUUUCUGGUUUUCUGUUAGGAACAACAGAUUGUCAAAAAAAGCAGACAAAAAAUAGCUCGAAAUUUAAAAUUCUAGAGACCCUUUUUUCACAUUUCAAUCCCCUAGACAUAUAUUACUAAAAUUCGAAAUUACAGCUAUAAAAAGGAUAGUUUUGAUUUAUUUUUGACAAAUUUAUUGUUGUUAAAAAUAGAACUGAAAACAGAAAAUAGAACUAUUAGAACUAUCUAAUUUACAAAUUUCUUACAUCAUAUUAUAUGCAUGAAAAAUUAAAUUAAUUAGAUUGAUUGAUACCAAAAGAUACUAAGAAGGUUAUUAUUGAGUCAAAAGAAUGAUUUAGUAGCAUGAAAUGUUGGAAUACUCCUUAGAUACAUGAUAGAUAACAUGAAUUUGAUUUUAUAGAUUUUCACUUCAUGAUCUUGAUAGAUAAUAUUUACUUGAUGUGAAAAUUUGAUUGAUCAUUUGAGUUUAAUAGAGAUUUUUACACCUUGACCUAUAGGACUUGUGAGGAAAAAUCACUUAUUUCAAAAAAAAAAAAGAGAGCAAUGUGAAAAAUCUAGAAACGAAGAGUACACAUAGAGGGUGUGAGACAUCAUUCUCAUGGUCGAAAAUAGUGCAUAGAAAAAUAUUUGCUGCAAAAUAAGUGGAUAAAGUGAAAGCCUUGAAAAUGAAGAGUACACAUGGAGGAUGUGAGACAUCAUUCUUAUCGUCAAAAUUUGUCUACAAGAAAAGCUACUUAUCCACUAUAUAUAUAAAAUAAAAUAAAAGAAAGAAGAAAUAUAGUGCAAACUUCAAAAAUCAAGCCAUGGAAAAAGGAAAAUGUAGGAUCAAUAUUAUUCUUAGAUGAGUAUUGAUAAUUAAAAUAUCUUGUAAAUAUAUCUAUGAGUGAAGAAGUGAUAAAGAUGUGAAUAGAAGAAGUGAAGUCUAGAUUGUUAUUCCAAGGAGUGCUUAAAUAUUUAAGUGCUUGACAUCAUUCUUAAAUACUUCAUAUAAGAAUCCAAAGUGUCUAAAGGUGCAUCAUUUCUAAUUGUAUUUUUUUUUAUGCAUUGAAAUAUGAUGUUUGAGAUUUGUAAAUUUUUAUUUUCUUAAUUCUAUUGCUAAGGGACUAACAAUGAUUUAAGUUGGGGGGUGUGAUAAGUCUUUAUUAUCAUGAGUUAAUAAUUAGUAAAUAAUAUAGUUUUUUCCUUAACUCAUGAUACAUAGACUUAUAUUUGUGUUAAAGUUUGAAAAGUAGUUUUCAAUUGAUUAACGUGAAUUUUUAGCUAAUUAUGUGAUUUUCUAUGAGUUUAUAUGAUUUUUAUAGUCUUACUUUUGAGAUAAAUGAAAAAAAAGAAAUAAAAAUAAAAAUAUAGCAAAAUGAGGGGUACUCGCCGGCCAAUUGGGCCUGCAAGCGGAUCGAAAGUGCAAUCGGGGAGGAGUCACGAGCAAAGGCUUGAGCGACUAAGAUCGAUAGGGGCACAUGUGCACCUGUCCUUCCACGUCACUAGUGGCCAGCCGGCUAUGGGGUAAGAAGUGGUCGUACAUGUGGGAGAUAGAGACUUGCUUGUAAAUGUAAUAUUACUAUGUAUUUACUCGAAACUUUGGCGCACAAGUGAUGUGGGACUAAACCCGCAUCACACCUUCCCCAGAAAGGCUUUGAUAAUUUUAAUACCUACAAUACCCCUUAUUUAUAAUAGAGAUAUACCAUGAUGACGUCAUUUGAUAAAGACAUUCGAGUACUUAUGUCAAUCUCUCUCAUAUCGGUAAGCAACUGGUGUAGGUUCGAAUCCUCUCAGAGCCAAAACUCAUGUUUUUUAUUUGAUUAUCGCGACUUUCCUACAGAUCGUCGGUGAAAGAUUAAGCUGUCAAAAUCGCUAGAUCAUCGACUAAAAUCUCGCCAACGUAAUUGGCGGAGCAUUGUUAUUAAAAUUGUUAAACGAUUCACGAUAAAAGAAUCGCGAAUCCGUCAAGUAAAGUAUCUCCGAUUGAUCGAUGAACAAGCCGUCGUCAGGAAGAGGAUGAUCCGUCGGGAGACGAGUCGCCACCUCUUGAGAGCAUAUCGGAUGCGAUGAAGAGCUUCCUCUUGCUGCGCGGACCUGAGGAUGAAGCUCUUUGACAUGCACCCCACCUCCAUCCAGCUCCUCUCCGUCGAGUGACAGCCGUUAGAGAGCCGCAAAGUCGUCGUUUUUCUGCUCCACUGGGUGACAGCCGCCGAAGACGAUUCAACGACCCAUUUCAUUGAUCUCUAGACUUCGCAAGGAGAUCUAGAGAUUGCCCACGUCGUCCUUGUCCAAUGAGAGCCUUCGAGAUUGUGGACACUGCACGACGAUCUUCCCGAACGCUUAGGAUUCUAGUGCAUCGCCGACGCAUCGCCGCUACGACACCAGAACUCUGUUUUCUUACUUUCAACUUAAUUUCUACUUCAUUUAGCGAUAAUUUGUGUGAUUUAAAUUUAUUGAGAUAUACUUCAUUCAAUUAUGAUUCUUCCGGCUUUUACAGAUCUUAAUUUAAUUAAUUAAAUCAUCUGUAAUCACUUACGUAAGAAUCGUCGUGCAGAACUCUGUUUUCGCCCAAUUCACAUUCAUCGAGCACUAAUGUCAUCUUGACGUUCGCACCCUUAUUUCCUUUUUUUGUGAAUUUUAAAUAUAUUUUAUUUUCAUUUCCUAGUGUAAAAUCUAUAGAAAAUAGUAUUCUUUGGAGAAAAUUCUAAAUAAUUACUUGAUAUUACAUUACAUCUCUAUGAUUGACCUGGAAAAUUACCACUAUUUUUGGAAGUUUUAUUGAAUUAUAAUUGAUAUAUUUGUUUAGAAAUACUUCUAAAUAUUUAAAAAUUCAUAUUUUCUAGUUUUAUAAAUUUUAAAUUUGUGUGAUUCAAUAUACAACGAGUAAGUCACGUCAAUCUUCAACGGCCACAAUUAUACAUCAUGGGCAUCUAGCUUCGAGCUCUUCCUUAGAUCUCACAGUCUCCUCCAUCACCUCUCGGAAGACCCACCCAACCUUCGAGACCCCUCGUAUGCGACAUGGACACAGUUCGACUUGGCCCUUAUCACAUGGAUACUUUAGAGUAUUGAGCUCAAUAUUAUUGAACUAUUGGCACGCAUCAUCUCGGCCCAUCUCUUAAGACUCACUAUGAAGACCAUGUAUGUUAACCGGACAAACAUCAGUCAUGUUGUGAAGAUCUUCGAGUCUCUUCUCUCCUGCAAACAAGGCGAUCUCUCUCUUCAGACCCACUACGGUCACCUCUAGGCCCUCAUCCAAGAAGUUAAUAUCUAUCAGCCCUCUACUACCAAUCGCUUGACCCUCUAGUGCUAUCGUCAAGAGCUUUAUGUUGGGGUUUAUCUUAGUGGACUACAUCUGUCCAUCACAUCCCAAAUCCGAGGAGAUGUUCUCUCUAGGGAUCGCGUGCCUGAUCUCACCUCCAUCUUCUCAGCAGCCCUUCGGGUUACCAUUGGUAUGCCCAUCUACUCUUCUUCCUCUCUAGGCGCCACCUCUACUCCUUCGACUCUUGUCAUUGCUGCUUCACAGGCUCGAGAUGAUAUCCUUUCUUCUCGCCUUGAUGGUGGUUGUACUCUUUGCAAAUAUGGGUGCAACACUGAUGGCGAGUGGGACCCAUCUCCAUCAGCUCAAGAGACACAGGCAGUCCGAGUUCAGCCCGAUCGACGUGCGAAGAUGAAGGAGCUUGGCUUUCGCUACAUGGCCUAGCCCUUCGGGACAACGACAUUCCACCUCCGCGACGACGAUGAGCUUGAGCUCACCCUUAUCUUUCUUUGUAUUUUCACGUUGACUUGUUGGGCCUCGCGUUUGUGUGUUAGCAGGCCCAAUUCUAUGUGUGUGUGUUGUUGUUUGUGUCUCCCUUUCUUUAGAGUUUUAUUGGGUCUCUCUCUUGAGGCCCAAUUAAAAUCCUAAAGGGAGGGACCUAUGUUUCUUUCCUUUUGGGCCUCUUUUGGGGCUUAUUUGGGUCGUCAUUUGAGGCCCACUUAAGCACCGUACGAGGGCCCUCCUCUCUCUCCUUUUAGGGGAGCUUAUUGGGUCUCUCUUUUAGAGGCCCAAUAAGCCCCUUUUGUAGCCUUUUUGUGGCUUAUGGGCUUGAGGGCCUCAAGUGGGCCCACCUCCCCUUAGCCCAAUUGUGGGCCCUAUAUAAGGGGAGGUAGGACCCCCCCCUCAACCCAAAGUGCUGAAUUUUGUGAGAGAUUAUCGUUUGUGAGUUACCUUCUUCGUGACCUAGGGUAGGGAAGGAAGGAGGGAGAGGAAGGCUGUCGAUACCCUUUGAGGACUUCAUUCAUCGUGACGUUGCUACUUGAGAAGUUCCGCCGCCACCUGAGACCAACUACCGCUGCCGGACAUCUUCAUUGCUGCCCGUGAGAUCGCCGCCGUCACCGGACGAAACGGUCGCGGUUGCCGCUGCAACUGCUGCCGCCUCUGCUGGAACCCUGUCAUGCCGUCAUGACGAAAGGAGCUUGCUUCGCCUCCCUACGAGCCGUCACCAAGCACUCCGCCGGAGUCUCUUGACUCCUAGUUCGACUACCACCUCUUCCUUCGGAACUCCACCAUAAACUCGCUGGAGCCGCCAUCCGCCGCUCUGCCCAAUCACUGGCCGUUUGCCGACGAACACCUACUUGCCGCCAACGUCGGGAGAGACCCUACAGCCGUGCCGACGAGCCAGAUCCAGUCCAAGCUCCUCGCAGGCCCCCGCCAGAGUUUCCCAACUGCCGACGCUCGGCAUUCCCACCGAAGCGCUGCCGCCAUGCGCACCCCGCGCUCCGGCUCUUGUGGCCCGCGUGCCCACCUGGCGCCGCCGCCCACAUGCCCCAAGGCAUGCCGCACGCACCCGCUAGCAUGCCCUUUGGCCCACCAACGGGCCCACACCCGCGCCGACCACACCACGCCUUACGACGACGACUACUACGACUCUCGACCAGAACCGACCGUCGACGCUAAGCAUCGCUCUUCACUGGAUGUCUCUACUUACGUCGAGUCUCCGCUCCAUCAUGACCCGCCGAGCUACGCAGCCCUGAAGGUUAGCUCCAUACCCCUUCUUACUUAAGUUUAAUUAUCUUUCGAAGGGUUUUCUCGGCUCAUUUCCACCGCCAUCAGGAGAAUGUAGAUAGGAUAGGACGGGUUAUAGGAUCGUGACUUCUGACACUGUGCCAGACUCAUCACCAUUCGUGAGCUGCAGCCCUAGGCUACUUCACGACGACCGUUCCGCCGUCUAUCUGGACGUGGACCGAGAGGGUCUCACACUUACCAUCGUUGAGUGUUUUCCCCGGUUGUCUUGAGUUGAUAGUGCAUAUUGGUACACCUGCCUGUACUUAGGUUAGGUGGUCAGACCUAGAGUCUAGGGUCCAUACAUUCUUAUCGGAUUGGUCCGACUGCCCCAUCCCCGAUCUUGAGUUUCAUUGAUCAGGUACAAGGGUUCUCGCCCCGUCCUGCAUCAAACACUUUUCCUCUAUGUCCCUAUUGUGAGAAGCAGAAUCAUCCGGCUAGUAAGUGUUUGAUAACUGAUAAGUCUUCAUUAUCAUGAGUUAAUAAUUAGUAAAUAAUAUAGUUUUAGCCUUAACUCGUGAUAAAUAGACUUAUAUUUGUGUUAAAGUGUGAAAAGCGCUUAGUCGUUGUAUAUUAAAUCACGCAAAUAUAAAAUUUAUAAAACUAGAAAAUACGAAUUUUUGGAUAUUUAGAAAUAUUUUUAAAUAAAUAUAUCAAUUAUAAUUCAAUAAAACUUCCAAAAAAUAGCGGUAAUUUCCCAAGUCGAUCACAGGGAUGUAAUAUAAUAUUUUUUAAUUAUUCAGAUUUUUUUCUCAAUGAAUACGAUUUUCUAUGAAUUUUAUACUAGGAAAUGAAAAGGAAAUAUAUUUAAAAUUCACGAAAAAAAAGGAAAUAAAGGUGCGGACGUCAGGAUGACGUCAGCGCCCGGCGAACGCGAAUCGGGCGGAAACAGAGUUCCGUCCGACGAUUCUUACGUAAGUGAUUACAGACGAUUUAAUUAAUCAAAUUAAGAUCUGUAAAAGCCGGAAGAAUCGUAAUUGAACGAAGUAUAGUUUGGUAAAUUAAAAUCACACAAAGUAUCACUAAAUGAAGCGUAAAUUAAAUUGAAAGCAGAAAAUCAGAGUUCCGGCGUCGCGACGGCGAUGCGUCGGCGAUGCACCGGAAUCCUGAGCGUUCGGGAGGAUCAUCGUGUAGUGUCCACGGCCUUGAAGGCUCUCUUUGGACAAAGACGACAUGGGCAAUCUCUAGAUCUUCUCGCGAAGUCUAGAGAUUAAUGAAAUGGGUCGUCGAGUCGUCUCCAGCAGCUGUCACCCGACGGAGCGGAAAAACGGCGACUUUGCAGCUCUUCGGCGGCUGUCACCUGACGGAGAGGAGUUGGAUGGAGGUGGGGCGCGUGUCAGGGAGCUUCAUCCUCAGGUCCGUGCAGCAAGAGGAGGCUUUUCAUCGCAUCUGGUAUGCUCUCAGGAGGUGACGACUCGUCUCUCGGCGGAUCAUUCUCUUCCCGACGACGGCUUGUUCAUCGAUCAAUCGGAGAUGAUUUACUCGAUGGAUUCGCGAUCCUUUUAUCGCGAAUCGUUUAGCAAUUUUAGUAGCAAUGCUCCGCGAAUCGCGUUGACGAGAUUUUCGCCGAUGAUUCAGCAAUUCUGAUUGCUUAAUCCUUCACCGGCGAUCUGCAGGAAAGUCGCGAUAAUCAGAUAAAAAUAUAUGAAUUUUGACUCUAGGAGGAUUCGAACCCGCGCCGGCUGUCCGCCCCUUCUGAGGAAGGUGUGACGCGGGUUUAGUCCCACAUCGGUUGUGCGCCGAUUUUUCAGGCGAAUAUAUAGUAAUGUUAGCUUUUUAAGCAAAGUCCCUUCUCUCGCGUGUACGACCACUCCUUGCCCCACAGCCGGCUGGCCACCGGUGACGUGGAAGGGGAGUGGCGCACACGUGCCCCUAUCGGUCCAAGUCGCUCGAGCCCCUGCUCGCGGCUACUCCCCGACUGA